This is a messenger RNA of Thlaspi arvense, 819 nucleotides long. Lineage: Eukaryota; Viridiplantae; Streptophyta; Magnoliopsida; Brassicales; Brassicaceae. The record is from the annotation of a GenBank genome assembly.
UGGAGAAAGAGAAUGGGAGAUCUCUAUGCUUUGGACUUCGAUGGAGUUCUCUGCGAUAGCUGUGGAGAAAGCUCUCUUUCUGCUGUUAAGGCUGCGAGAGUGAGAUGGCCUGGUUUGUUCGAAGGAGUUGAUUCCGCUUUAGAGGAAUGGAUCGUCGAUCAGAUGCAUAUCGUGAGACCUGUGGUGGAAACUGGCUAUGAGAAUCUUCUACUUGUGCGGCUACUAUUGGAGACGAAGAUUCCAUCUAUUCGAAAAUCUUCAGUUGCAGAGGGAUUGACUGUUGAUGGGAUAUUGGAGAGCUGGGGAACGAUUAAGCCGGUUAUCAUGGAAGCUUGGGAUGAAGAUAAAGAUGCUUUGGUCGAUUUGUUUGGAAAAGUUAGAGAUGAUUGGAUCAACAAGGACUUGACAACUUGGAUUGGUGCUAAUAGAUUCUAUCCAGGAGUUUCAGAUGCACUGAAAUUUGCCAGCUCAAAGAUUUACAUUGUUACCACGAAGCAGGGCCGGUUCGCAGAAACGUUGCUGCGAGAGAUAGCAGGUGUAAUCCUACCAUCAGAAAGGGUUUAUGGUUUGGGUACAGGGCCAAAGGUGGAAGUGUUAAAGCUACUUCAGAAUAAACCAGAACACCAGGGCUUGACGCUGCAUUUUGUGGAAGACAGACUCGCAACGCUGAAGAAUGUCAUCAAAGAGCCUGAGUUAGACAAAUGGAAUUUAUACUUAGGAAACUGGGGAUACAACACGGAGACAGAGAGAGCUGAGGCAGCGAGCAUUCCUAGGAUUCAGGUUAUUGAGCUUUCCACAUUUAGCAAUAAGCUUAAAUGA